AUGGAAUCUAUAGGAACGAUGGACGUCUUUGCUCGAUUGGGAGAGGCACGAGAUGCAUUUCUGUCAAUGAACAGUGGGGCUCCAGCGAGAUAUGUCGGCGAGCUAUUGACUGGGGUACACCCUCGACAUUUGUUGAUGGAGCCCAUCCUCGUUCCUUUCGGAGUAACAUUAUACCUCGGUCUCAAACCACACUUUACUCUUGCUUGCCGAAAGCUAGGAACAAAUGGAAAGUCCAAGCUCUUCAAGCUCUUCGUUCUAAUUCACAACUUGCUUCUCUGCGCGUACUCAACGUGGACCGCAUCGAACGUGGUCCUCAUGACUAUUUCUCACCUUCGCAAUGAGGGCGUCGAAUCUGUAUACUGUAAAAAGAACCUGUGGCACUCCGGUUUGCAUUACUGGGGCUUUCUGUUCUACCUGAGCAAGUAUUGGGAACUGGUUGACACCCUCUUGCUCAUCGUCAAGGGGCGUUCGCCGAGCUAUCUGCAAGUUUACCAUCACGCAGUGACGAUCAUCUGCGCCUAUGCAUUGCAGGUGAGCCAUGCGUCGGUAACGUUUAUCUUUGUUGGGCUCAAUUCUACUGUGCAUUCAAUCAUGUAUGCGUAUUAUGCACUUACUGUCAUAGGUGUCAGACUCAAGGGGAAGAGCUUGAUCACUUCUAUGCAAAUUGUGCAGUUUUUGUCUGGGAUUGCGUUGGCGUGCCCAAUGUUCUUCUUGAAGAAUGGCAAGUGCGCGAAUCCGGCCCAGAAACUUGCUGUCGGGGUGUUGAUAUUGCACGCAUUCUAUUUGACGAAGCUCUUUGUUGACUUUUACUGCGAGACAUAUCGACGCAAGGCCAAGGCCGCCUAAGCGCAACGUAUUAGACAUUCAAGUGAGAGGACGUGGUCAUGAGAGGUACCGCAUUGCCUGGCUCACAAAGGGGCGGCACAAGAAGCGAGGUUUGAAGGGCUCUGUUGAAAGAGAUAGAGAAUGCUAACGAGGUACAAUCAGGUCAGUAAAUGAUGACGAGUUUUGUUGUGA
Molecule: messenger RNA, 1017 nt
Organism: Chondrus crispus (carragheen)
Lineage: Eukaryota; Rhodophyta; Florideophyceae; Gigartinales; Gigartinaceae
Product: fatty acid elongase
Exons: 2
Coding region: 1-846 (281 amino acids)
Biological process (GO): sphingolipid biosynthetic process; very long-chain fatty acid biosynthetic process; fatty acid elongation, polyunsaturated fatty acid
Cellular component (GO): endoplasmic reticulum membrane
Molecular function (GO): fatty acid elongase activity
Source: RefSeq, a predicted model, not a curated record